Molecule: messenger RNA, 2115 nt
Organism: Coregonus clupeaformis (lake whitefish)
Lineage: Eukaryota; Metazoa; Chordata; Actinopteri; Salmoniformes; Salmonidae
Exons: 7
Coding region: 82-2115 (677 amino acids)
Biological process (GO): regulation of apoptotic process
Source: RefSeq, a predicted model, not a curated record
CACACCAGGUCACUGCAGCGGGGACUCGAGAGAUCCUACGUGUUGAAACAUACCAGUGAUGCUGCAGAAACAACCUGGGACAUGGCUUCUGCAAGACAAUCUGCUUUAGAGUACAUUACAAAUGGAAGGCUACGUCUCAUCGGAAGGCUCCAGAAUCUUCCCCUCAUUGUGGAAAAACUGUUCCAGCGCAAGGUUCUUCACGGGGAGGAAGUCAGUAAAAUUCAGGCUGAAGUUGACCGUUUUGACCAAACCAGAAAAAUACUGGACUGGGUCUCGGCCAAAGGAGAGGCUGCAUGCUAUGAGUUGCUGACGAUUCUAUACAUCACAAGGAAGAGGACCUUAGACGACGCUGACUUACAGCAAUGGAUCAGCUGCUUCCCCUUUAAGGAAGACCCAGAGAUGACAGACUACCUUGUUGGUUCAAAACCCUGUCACGGAUAUCAGACACAGCUGAAAUGUAAAGCACGGAAGAUCACAAAUAGUGCAUGGAAACAAAGCUGUAGUCUCCUACCAGAGACAUGUAGAAAUGAGUGGACUUUAUCUUACACCCCUCUUGUGUUAGAUACAGAUGUGCAUUCAUCUCUCUCCAAAAUUAAAGUGAAGAGCAAAAGAUGCAAGAAAGCUCACCCUAAAAAGCUAAAGAGCUUCAUCCCCAUGGCCAAACAGGAAACAUCCCCUGCUGACCUGCUUAGGACACAUGAGAAAAAAAUCCUCCUUUUUGGAAAACCUGGAAUUGGAAAAACAACAGUCGCCCAUCAAAUGUUGAACCUCUGGGCAGAGAAAGAUCACAGAGAACUAGAUUACAUGUUUUAUUUUGACGUGAGAGACAUUUCACACAGAAAACCCAUGAGCCUGGAGGACCUUCUCUUUAACAUGUACAGUGAGCCCAAAAAAAGUAAAGAAGAAGUGUUACAGGAUAUUAAGGAGAACUCUGAAAACGUUGUCAUCAUAUUUGAUGGAAUCACAGACCUCUCCUCUCUGUCGGUAGUAAAGGAACUUAUGGAGAACCUCCUCCCUGAUGCAAAGAUUGUGACCACAUGCAGACCAGAUCAAUCUGAAGACUUCCUGACAGACUGGCCCGCAGACUGGUUCAGAGUGGAGGUGAAAGGGUUCAGUGAUGAAUCCAUCAGGGCUUACUUAACAGAGAUGCUGAGUGCUGAUCCUGACUCCUUGAGCAGUGUGUUAAACAACCUAGAGUUGUUCAGUCUGUGCCAUGUCCCAAUGUAUGCACUGAUGGUGAUCAAGAAGAUGUCAGAUUGGUUCUUCAAGGAAGUGGUGAACACAUUUCUUCCGUCUCAAACAAGCCAAGAUCAUGCAGAAGGUGGUGCUCCUGAGUUUGAGAUAGAUCUUCUGUUUUUGUGUCAGUGCUUGUAUGAACAUCAGUCUACUGAGGCCUGUCUCCUUCUCCUGGACAAACUGGACUAUCAUCUAGACCUGAGUGGAGAACAUCUUGAUCCUCACCAGUGCUGUGCAGUGUCUUAUGUGACCAGUCAGUCUGCAGAGAGAAAGGUUGGCUUGGACCUGAACGACUGCAUUGUGUCAGACCAAGGAGUAAGGCUGAUACUGGGCUCUCUGAAGAAUGUCAGACAUCUUGGGCCCUCCUCUGGUGAUUCAUCUGACCCCUCAAUGCUGUGUCAACUCUGGACAACUUUGCUGAGCAGUGUGGCAGAGAUGGACUUCACCAGCUUACUUGGUCUCUGUGGAAAUGAGUUGCACCUUCCAGUCCAGGGUGAAAGACGAGUGUUUGAGAGAGCAGAAGAAGUGAUGAAGCAGAGUCUAGAGAGGGUUCAUCUCUGUCUACACUGGGGUCAGAGAACUCUUCUCAGUGAAGCUCUCAGCAAAACCAUUUUAGACUGUUUAUCACAUAUCAACAAACUCAGGUUUACCCCACUAGAACAUCAGAGAGGAUCCCCUGAAAGACUGGAGACAGAAGAGAAAGCAGUCCUACUAGAUUUGUGUCUACAAGCAGCACUAGAUCACAGAGAAACUUUCCAGAGAGCUGUGAACACACUGCUGUCACUGUUCUCGGUGUAUCAAACUGAGAGUGAUUUCCUGCUGGAUCUGUACUCACAUGUGAACCACUUUACCAGCCAGCUCCUGCAGUCUGGUCCAUAG